ACAAUACCAUGAUCUCUACCACAAUUUUCUUUCCAUGACUGCCAGCACACGGUCUAUAAACGACAAGAGCCCUACUAGAAGUAGCAAAUUUUUUGCUGGGUCUCAAAGUUCUGAUGAAAAUUCUUCUGACGAUGCAUCUAAAAGAAAGGAUGAAACUACUGAAGAAGAAUAUACCAGUGAAGAUGAAAUUUUAUUAAGCUCUAGAGGAUUUAUUGAAACUCCUGGUUCUUUAGAUGAUUCUUCUUUAAAAGUUGGGUCUCUUGUGUUUAAUGAAAUCGAUGAAUUCGAUGACACUGAUCAACCUUUGGAUGUCAACGCGUCUUUUCUAAAUCCUCUACAAGUUACUACACAUCGUAGUUCUCAUGAUUACGAUAUAUUGGAAAGUAAACGACGUCAAG
This is a messenger RNA of Racocetra persica, 398 nucleotides long. NCBI's taxonomy places the organism in Eukaryota, Fungi, Glomeromycota, Glomeromycetes, Diversisporales, Gigasporaceae. The record is from the annotation of a GenBank genome assembly.